Messenger RNA from Salvelinus sp. IW2-2015, 4738 nucleotides. RefSeq names its product somatostatin receptor type 5-like. NCBI's taxonomy places the organism in Eukaryota, Metazoa, Chordata, Actinopteri, Salmoniformes, Salmonidae. Gene Ontology annotation, biological process: neuropeptide signaling pathway. Gene Ontology annotation, molecular function: somatostatin receptor activity; neuropeptide binding. The record is from RefSeq and is a predicted model, not a curated record. Gene Ontology annotation, cellular component: neuron projection; plasma membrane.
GCCAAAUGUAAUGUUGGUGGCUUUCAGUGCAGGCUGCCUCUCGGACUGUGAACAGUCAGGUGGAAGUGCUCGUAAAAGAAAGUUCAUUCCGUUUUAAUUGAUUUAUUUUAUAUCGGACACACUAAAGAAAGAACAAUUGUGUACCCUAUUAUUUGCAAGUAACAAUUUUGGGGUAAUUUCUCAAGAGAAAGCACUACUUCACCAUUAUUUAAUCACCCAGCUGUGGAUACUUACCGAAAAAACGUGUUUGCAAAAGUGAAAGGACAGAUGGGUGGGAGUUGAGAGAGACAGACAGACAUCCCCCUGCUCCUCCAUCUCUCCUGCCUGGACUUCUGCUCACCGCCCCCUCAGAGAUGUCGGAGGACAUGUGGGAGAACAGAACAGUCCCCAGCUCUUACCCCGACCUCCCCCUGUCUUUGCUACUAUGCAACGACACCCUCCUCAAUGACACCCUCCUCAACGACACCCUCUUCAACUGUAUCAACUCCACCAACAUUCCAGAGAUGCCAUUAGGACCCAGUGUAGCAGGGGUCCUCAUCCCACUCAUCUACAUCAUCGUCUGUGUCAUCGGCCUUGGCGGGAACAGCCUGGUCAUCCACAUUGUGCUGCACUACUCCAAGACGGAGUCUGUGACUAACAUCUACAUCCUGAACCUGGCCAUCGCUGAUGAGCUCUUCAUGCUGGGCCUGCCCUUCCUGGCUGUCCAGAACACCCUCCAGUUUUGGCCCUUUGGCUCCUUUAUGUGCCGCCUGGUCAUGACCGUGGACUCCAUCAACCAAUUCACCUCCAUCUUCUGCCUGACCGUCAUGAGCAUUGACCGCUACCUGGCAGUGGUCCAUCCCAUACGCUCCUCCAAGUGGCGGCGGCCCCAGGUCGCCAAGGUGGUCAACGGCACAGUGUGGGCCAUCUCCUUCCUGGUGGUCCUGCCUGUGGUAAUCUUCGCCAACGUCCACAAGACMGGCGGCACCUGCAAUAUCUCCUGGCCUCGGCCGGCCGACAUUUGGCGGGCGGCUUUUAUCAUCUACACGUCCACAGUGGGUUUCUUCUGCCCACUCCUCAUCAUCUGCCUCUGCUACCUGCUCAUCGUCUUCAAGAUCCGCAGCUCUGGCAAGAAGGUCCACGCCACGUCCACCAAGCGCAGGAAGUCCGAGCGCAAGGUGACGCGCAUGGUGGUGAUCGUGGUGGCCGUGUUUGUCUUCUGCUGGUUGCCCUUCUACGCCCUCAACAUUCUCAACCUGCUGGUGUCUCUGCCAUCAGAGUACCCGGGCCUCUACUACUUUGUUGUGGUAAUGGGUUACGCCAACAGCUGCGCCAACCCCAUCGUCUACGGCUUCCUGUCAGAAAACUUUAAGCGGGGCUUCCGCAAGGCCCUGUGUCGCUCCUCACGCAAGGUGGAGAGCCACGACCUGACAGAGCGCCAGCAGCAGCAGGAGGAGAGAGGUAGGGUGCUGAAGCCCCGAGAGAGCUUGAGGAGAGUCGUACGAGAUGAGGAGGAGGAAGAGGAUGAUGAUGAAGACAGGGAGGACGUCACAGAGAUGACGGAGAUCUGUAGGAUCGCCCAGAAUGGGAACGAACAUCCUGAGAGUUCCCAGGCCCUGUUAACACCCAAGGCACCAGCUCCAGGGGCAUCUGAGCAUGUGGCAUCCCCAGAAAGGAAAGCCAAAGCUGGUGACAUUGGUGGGAAAGGCCCAAGCUUGGGGCCUCCAGCAUCCCUGCAUAAUGGACACACAAAUGGGAGUGUCAAACCACUGCCAGAGGAGCCAGUGGAGAAGAACACCUCACUGGAGAUAAGCUACCUAUAAUGUAAAUUAACUGUCUCUGAAGUCAGUUACCUGAUGAAACUUGCAUUAAUAUUUUGUAGCAUUCAUGUAAUGUCUAUGGAAAAAGUGUGGCUAAAGUGUGGCUCUAUUUAAAUGUACAGCGCUAUACACAUAUAGAGAAGAGAAGCACUCUGCAAGGCCAUAGCACCUUUCAUAAUGUUUUUGCUACAUUUCUGAUCAAUGGGCUGAGAGCGUUUGAACUCUGCAUCAAGCCAAUGGAAUUUGUGUUUCAAUGACUUGAUACUGCCUGUAAAACGGUGUACAUACUAGGUUGUUUCUGAAGACAUUUGUACAAUUUCAAUCUGUGUUUAUAUGUUUUCCCACAUGAUCACUGUAUGUACAUAAUGUAUGUGCCUUUUUCCAAACUUAUCUGACAUAUCUGAUUGUAAUUGUAUUACAUUUUUACUGCACAAUGUGACAAUCAAUUAUAUAUAGAUGAAUGUAGCGUCACUUUUAUAUCCUAGUCAUUCACCUCGCUACACCUUAGCUGGAGGAACAGAGGACAGAAGGAAAAGAAAGCACCUUCUAUUCCAUGCCAACAGAAUGGUCCUACACUCUUAGAACAAGGGUUCCAAAAAGGUUCCAAAAGGGUUCUUUGGCUGUAGAUAGCACCUCUUUUUCUAAGACUGUACCACUUGUUUGUUUAGAUUGUUGAGGACUGGGGGGUGCACAAUCAGAGGAGGAAACAGGUGCCCUGAUUGGCKUAAAAUCACACGGUGGUUGUAGAUUUUGAGGGUUUAUUUUGCUUGUGUGUUGUGAGCCGUGGUUGUGUUUGUACUGCUGCUAUAUGGGGGAAGAAAAGGGCUCUGGAAAGAGUUGGCAACUUGGCAUCCGGUGACAGUGUCUCAUGUUACUGAAUAUCAAGGUGGAAUAUCUGGUGACAGUGUCUCAUGUUACUGAAUAUCAAGGUGGAAUAUCUGGUGACAGUGGUCUCAUGUUUACUGAAUAUCAAGGUGGAAUAUCUGGUGACAGUGUCUCAUGUUACUGAUAUCAAGGUGGAAUAUCUGGUGACAGUUGUCUCAUGUUACUGAAUAUCAAGGUGGAAUAAUCUGGGUGACAGUGUCUCAUGUUACUGAAUAUCAAGGUGGAAUAUCUGGUGACAGUGUCUCAUGUUACUGAAUAUCAAGGUGGAAUAUCUGGUGAGUGUUCAAUUUGCUUGAGGGCAUACCAAGGUUGCACAUAUCUGAUUGUUGUUGUGUUGUUGUUCAACACUUGACCCUCUGGUUUCUGUAACUCAGCCUAUAUAGUAUUCCAUUUGAAAGGUCAAGGAACAUCAGAGUUCCUAUACACUGAUUGUUUCUUUUAAGAAUGACUUUUUCCUUUUCUUUUGAAUGCUAUCUGGCAGCUAUGACAGGGGAGCCACAUUGGAGGCAUUGAGGUUGAACAGACAGAGGAUAUGAGAAUAUAGACAGAUAAGAUAUGAGCAUGAAUGGCUGAAAUCACGACAUUGUGGGGAUGGUAUCUACAAUAUCUGACACCUAGGUGAUUCAUAUGACUAAAUGUGUAAUACAUGUAUUUGUUUUAUCAUAGAUAUUUACUUGGAUAACAAAAGGAGCGCAGAAUGUAAAAAUAGUGGAUGUUCUCUUUAGAGGUCUAGUUCAUCAGGGGAAAAGACUACUGUAAAUCAUGCACAGACCAAGCCAUGAAAAAGAAACUGGUACUGUAGGUGCACACAGAAUAUGCAUUAUUAGACCGUUACACCAGAGUUAUCAUAAAGCCACAAACCCUCAUAAACCAAUUUGCCCAGUGGAGUGGAAGGCAUUAGGUGAAACCACACUGACCAACACAUAAAGUGCCUCAAUAUAUUGUUACACUCCACCAACAUUGUUGACUCUUGUGUCCCUUUCACUGCAUUCAAUGAUACAAAUAGCAGUGUAUUGUAGAAAGCAGUUAACUCACUUGAACAAUGCUACCUGAUCCAUGAUAAACCAAUUUCCUCUGCCACCGCCGCCGCUGCCACACUCCCACACACACACUCUCUCUCACACAGCUGCAUUAAGAGGUGUGAAAACAUCAUUAAAGGCUUAUGAAAAGUGAAUUGUUUCACUAAUGCCAUGCUUGCAGUUCUGCUGUGCAGACUUGUGACAAGCAGCAUAGUGUGAAGUGUUGUAUAAUUGCCACUUUCCUGUAAAAUAUACACUUGUUUACUCGUGCUUGAGUUGUGUACGGGAUUAUUCUACCAUAUGUGAUUUUUGUUUCCCACUUUUUGUGUGAUCUUUCCUCAGUGAAAAUCAGCGCAGUGCUUAUUGUAGAUGGAGGGGAGGCAAGCAGCUGACCACCUGAUUGGUCGACGGGUGGUAUCUUUAUGAAUCUGUGUGAUUCAUUGCCCGCUCUCUCCACCCACAGACGCCCACCUAAGUAUGAUAUGGGCACACAAAGAAGCAAACAGAAUCGCGGGUGACUCUGAUAACACUGAUAUUAUUCACUCUUUUUGGCAGUGGCUACUAUGGAAACACUAUGUAAACAGUGCCUGUAGCGCAAGGGUAAGAACACAACAGAGCCCUGAAAGUCAGAGAAUAGGCAUAGUAUUUAUCUAAUCCAGAUGUGCUAUUUGGUUUGGGAUUAAAUCUCUCAAUCCAAGGSCAACACACAUGCAUUGACAUGUUCUCAGCUAACUAUCCGUAGAGGAUCAUUCUGUGGCGUGGCCAUUGCGUUCCAAUGGGCCAUGCCAAAACACCAUCAGUGUUAUUGUGCCUCUUUUUUUGAUGAUGUCUCAAGCAUCUCAUUGUGCCAAUGCAAUCUGACAGUUUAAGCAUUGCUCAAAGAGACAACUGGYGGAUAACAAGUAGAUGGUUUGCUGAUGGUUUGUGGGAGAAGGGACUGUUCUAGCAGAUGAGGUGUGGGAGAAGGGACUGUUCUGGCAGAUGAGGUGUGGGAGAAGGGACUGUUCUAGCAGAUGAGGUUGAGGGAACGAAGGG